This is a messenger RNA of Perkinsus marinus ATCC 50983, 261 nucleotides long. RefSeq lists its product as hypothetical. The coding region runs from base 1 to 261 and encodes 86 amino acids. The transcript is spliced from 3 exons. The record is from RefSeq and is a predicted model, not a curated record. NCBI's taxonomy places the organism in Eukaryota, Perkinsozoa, Perkinsida, Perkinsidae.
AUGACAGUCCCAGAAGGAGCUAACACGAAUGAAAGUCAAAUUCACAAGGCCGGUGACGAGGAGGAGGAGGAGGAAGAAAAAAAUCUCGAAGAUUUGAUAAAAAAAGCGGAAAGUUUCCUGAGUAUCGUUGAGGAAGAAGUAGAGAACAACAAUAAGAGAAUCGCUACUCUCAAAGAAGACUAUCGACUGCUAAGAUUACAAUCAGGGCAGCUGACAAAAAGCCAAAUCCAGGCCAUAUCAACGAUGGAAAGGAAGUUGUAG